AUGCAUUCUCGGCUACUACGCGCCUCCCUGCUCGUCGUCCUCGCGCUGUGUGUCGCGCGAGUACACGCCCACACCAUCGACCUCGACGCCGGCGCGAAAGAGUGCUUCUUCGAGGAUUUGCAUACCGAGGACAAGAUGACCGUGACGUAUCAAGUAGCAGGCGGCGGUCACCUGGACGUCGACUUCUGGCUCACCGGACCCGGGAACCGGGUCAUGAACGAGCAGCGCAAGAAGGACACGGGCACGUACUCGUUCACGGCCGAGCAGGACGGGCGAUACACGUACUGCUUCAGCAACGAGAUGAGCACAGUCAGCGGGAAGACGGUCAGCUUCAACGUGCACGGCAUCAUGUAUGUCGAGGACGACGGCCACACGGCACCCAUUGAGCGCGAGAUCCGACAACUUUCAGCGGCACUUGAGGCGGUCAAGGAUGAGCAGGAGUACAUCGUUGUCCGCGAGCGACUGCAUCGAGACACUGCCGAAUCUACAAACGACCGCGUCAAGUACUGGUCCAUCAUCCAGACCAUCAUGCUCUUCGCCGUCUGUGGCUGGCAGAUCUUCUACCUCAAGCGCUUCUUCGAGGUCAAGCGGGUUGUAUGA
Rhodotorula toruloides NP11 is the source of this 600-nucleotide messenger RNA. RefSeq names its product COPII-coated vesicle protein. The record is from RefSeq and is a predicted model, not a curated record. The transcript is spliced from 5 exons. Gene Ontology annotation, biological process: Golgi organization; protein retention in ER lumen; intracellular protein transport. Gene Ontology annotation, cellular component: Golgi apparatus; COPII-coated ER to Golgi transport vesicle; endoplasmic reticulum-Golgi intermediate compartment. Lineage: Eukaryota; Fungi; Basidiomycota; Microbotryomycetes; Sporidiobolales; Sporidiobolaceae. Bases 1 to 600 code for a protein of 199 amino acids.